UAAAUGAAUAGAAUGAUUGCUCCGAUCAGAAUUAUCUCGUUUAUAGUUUUAAUCUCUUCCAUUUACACGCAUGGGAAGGCAACGCGUGAAACCAUCCCGACUCUCAAGUACAUCCGGAUCGGGUCGUCCGAAGACCUGGUGCCAGCCAUGGUGGAACCGAAACGUUUCGGUGGUGAAUGGCUGGUGGUUAUGCAGCGUUAUGAUGGAACGGUGAAGUUCAAUCGUACCUGGGCAGAAUAUCGUGACGGGUUCGGGAUGAUUGGACACGAGUUUUGGUUCGGACUGGAAAAGAUGCAUCAGUUGACCAAGGAGCGCAAUCACGAGUUGAUUGUUGAGCUGGAGGACUUCAACGGGACCAGUAAGUAUGGUAGGUACGAUAACUUUGUGGUUGGACCCGGGGAAAAACGAUAUCCGUUGGAAGAAUUGGGUGCAUUCAACGGGACAAUGGGAGAUUCACUGAGUGCUCAGAAGAAGUCGGGGUUUUCAACUUUUGAUAAUGACGCUUUUGGUUGUUCAAACAAAUACGCUAAUGGAGGAUGGUGGUAUUACCAAGGAAGAUGCUACCAAUCGAGCCUCACAGGUAUUUGGAAAAAUGAACACGCUUGGUCGUCGAUUUGCUGGAUGAAGUUCUCGGAAGUAUCCCGGAAGACGCCUUUGAAGGUGGUCAGAAUGAUGAUUCGACCAAGUGAAAUUUGAUCGAAGCUGGAAUUAUCGAAGCAACGAAAAGCCUAAAAUUGAUUGCAGUUUCGGUUGUACAGUAAAAUAUAUUAUGAUAAUAUAAUAUUGUAAAUUGUCAUCCGAAAUAAAAAUUAAAGUUAUGAACAUAUCAAUUUCGAGUA
Molecule: messenger RNA, 839 nt
Organism: Armigeres subalbatus
Lineage: Eukaryota; Metazoa; Arthropoda; Insecta; Diptera; Culicidae
Product: angiopoietin-related protein 6-like
Exons: 2
Coding region: 4-696 (230 amino acids)
Source: RefSeq, a predicted model, not a curated record